This is a messenger RNA of Plectropomus leopardus (leopard coralgrouper), 1544 nucleotides long. RefSeq lists its product as uncharacterized. NCBI's taxonomy places the organism in Eukaryota, Metazoa, Chordata, Actinopteri, Perciformes, Serranidae. The record is from RefSeq and is a predicted model, not a curated record.
CGUUGAGAUGACGGCACUUCCGCCCAAAAGUUGGAGAAGGAAAUGGUUGAGAUUACAACAAUUCCGCCCAAAAGUUAGCAUUAAGCUAACGCCACUUCUAUUGAUUUAUUGCGAAUUAUGUUACUAAUCACCGAUUAUUUAUGUAGUUACACAACAUAUUCUUACCUCCUGACUGAGUUAACACACUAAAGCGACGAAGGUGAUGCACUAUAAACUGAUUAUUGAUCACCAAUCGGCUCGACGUUAGCUCACCUCGGCUAAAAACAGCUAGCAAUUAGCUUGUUGGUGAUUAGCCCCCCAUGUGCGCGAGAGGCAGCGAUGAUGAGCGCGCGGAGCCCGCUGGUGCAGCAGAGGCAGCUGCAGAGGUUGAUAAUACUGCAGUAUUUUUCCUUGGUACUGCUGGUGUACCCGGCCGCAUACCGUCUCGCUGAGGCCUGUGCUGCCCCGGCGGAGGAGGGGGGCACCAGCAGCGCCGCCGCCCUCAUCCUGUGCAGGACGUGCGGACACGAGCUGGCGGCCGGGGCGGACAUCCAGUCGGUGCCCAGCCGGCUGGCGCUCUCCAGCCGCAACGACACGUCGCUCGGGGGCCGAAGGGUUAACGUGCAGCUGUUUGAAAACCCGCACGGACACCAGUUUGAGGUGAUAACCUUCAGAAAGGCGGACGUCACUCAGCACUGGCCGGCAGAUAAACACUUCUCCUGGUUCCCCGGGUUCUCGUGGACGGUGGUCACCUGUCCCCGGUGUAAUACUCAUUUAGGUUGGGCCUUUCAGCCCAGCGACUGGCCGGACACCAUCACAAAAGCCAAAUUUGAGGAGUCGGAGCUCACCUUCCUGGCUCUAAUCACACAUCGGCUACUCCGAGAAGACUUCGCUUCGAGCCUCUUAAUGACUCCAAAAUCCUUCAUGAGCUGAUGGGACCGAAUGACUGUCCAGUUAACCCAGGUGCCUUUGCUGCUACCUAAAUCUAUUUUUUAAAUAAAUUUCUAUGCACCCACAUGUAAACACAGUAAGUUUUAUUAUUAUAACAAAGCAAGUUUUACACCUCAAAUUUAAAACAGUUUCUUUUCCCCCCAGCGGAAAAGGAAAGGUGAUUAAAUGUGACUUCUAUGAGAUAACAUGUCUUUUUCUUUUUUUAUUUAACCCAUGAAGCAGUGGGGGCCAAAAUUUACAAGCUUGUUUUUUUUUCCAUUUUGUUCUUUAUUAAAAAUGUCAUUUCAAAUCUCAUGGAUAUCUGUAAAACAAUACAAUGAAAAAAAAAAGUCCCAUAGAAAUGGUGUCAAAAUAACCACUCUCCCCAAUAACCAACAUACUCCUGCCCCUCCCCAGCUUACCCCACCCCCCCCCCCCUAAACAUUACAAGUCAAAGGAAUGAGCUGGUACUCGUUAACCACAUAGGGGAAAAAAUAACAAUUUUCAAGAGAUCAACACCCCAACUGAAAAAAAAUAUAUAUGGGGGAAAAACUUGAGAGGUCAACUAGCGCUGGGUCACUACACCAUGGCUUUAAGUCAAUUUACCACACAACCUUUAACAGGAGGAACUCUGU